AUGUUGUUCAUUGAGUCUCUCAGUUUGUCCAUUAGACUCUGGGUGGAAACUGGAGGACAGCCUCAGUUGUACCCAGCAAUUGACAGAAGGUAUGCCAGAGGUGGAGCUUGUGGUGGAAAUCUGACUCAGUCACAAGGGGAGUUUUUCAGCCCCCGAUACCCCAGUAAUUAUCUUGAUAACACACACUGCACAUGGACCAUGCAGGCUGGAGAACUGCAGGUGGUUUCGUUAAACUUCACAUUUGUCAAUAUGGAGUCAUGCUGUGACUUCAUUCGUGUCUACAAUGGUCCGACUGCACAGCAUUCACUUUUGGGCUCUGUGACAGGAAAUCAGAUCGCUUCAUUCAACUCCAGCUCCAGAUACAUGACAGUCGUUUUCUCCACUGACGGCAGUGUGACUGGACGAGGCUUCCGGGCUCAAUGGUCUUUCAAAUCUCAAUAUUCCUGCCGGUAUAACUGUGGCUACAAUUUUGGCUCAUGUUCCUGCUCUAGCUCCUGUCAGUACUACGGAAACUGCUGUCAUGAUUAUUAUGAUUAUUGUAACUACAUGACUGUAGCACCAACACCAGGUGGAGCUUGUGGCGGAAAUCUGACUCAGUCACAAGGGGAGUUUUUCAGCCCCCGAUACCCCAGUAAUUAUCUUGAUAACACACACUGCACAUGGACCAUGCAGGCUGGAGAACUGCAGGUGGUUUCGUUAAACUUCACAUUUGUCGAUAUGGAGUCAUGCUGUGACUUCAUUCGUGUCUACAAUGGUCCGACUGCACAGCAUUCACUUUUGGGCUCUGUGACAGGAAAUCAGAUCGCUUCAUUCAACUCCAGUUCCAGAUACAUGACAGUCGUUUUCUCCACUGACAGCAGCGUGACUGGACGAGGCUUCCGGGCUCAAUGGUCUUUCAAAUCUCAAUAUUCCUGCCGGUAUAACUGCGGCUACAAUUUUGGCUCAUGUUCCUGCUCUAGCUCCUGUCAGUACUACGGAAACUGCUGUCAUGAUUAUUAUGAUUAUUGUAACUACAUGACUGUAGCACCAACACCAGGUGUAGCUUGUGGCGGAAAUCUGACUCAGUCCCAAGGGGAGUUUUUAAGCCCCCGAUACCCCAGUAAUUAUCUCAAUAACAUACGCUGCACAUGGACCCUGCAGGCUGGAGAACUGCAGGUGGUUUCGUUAAACUUCACAUUUGUCGAUAUGGAGUCAUGCUGUGACUUCAUUCGUGUCUACAAUGGUCCGACUGCACAGCAUUCACUUUUGGGCUCUGUGACAGGAAAUCAGAUCGCUUCAUUCAACUCCAGCUCCAGAUACAUGACAGUCGUUUUCUCCACUGACGGCAGCGUGACUGGACGAGGCUUCCGGGCUCAAUGGUCUUUCAAAUCUCAAUAUUCCUGCCGGUAUAACUGUGGCUACAAUUUUGGCUCAUGUUCCUGCUCUAGCUCCUGUCAGUACUACGGAAACUGCUGUCAUGAUUAUUAUGAUUAUUGUAACCACAUGACUGUAGCACCAACACCAGCUCAAUAUACCUGCCGGUAUAACUGCGGCUACAAUUAUGGCUCAUGUUCCUGCUCUAGCUCCUGUCAGUACUAUGGAAACUGCUGUCAUGAUUAUAAUGAUUAUUGUAUCACCAGGCCAACUCCACCAGACUAUAAUACUUGCAGGAAUCGUUGUGGUUAUGGUGGUGGUCUCUGUUCCUGCACCAGCUCCUGUCACUACGGUGGAAAUUGUUGCCACGAUUAUAACUAUUAUUGUACCAACUUUUCUGUAGCAGCAACAACAGGUGGAGCUUGUGGAGGAAAUCUGACUCAGUCACAAGGGGAGUUUUUCAGCCCCCAAUACCCCAGUAAUUAUCCCAAUAAUGCACGCUGCACAUGGACCCUGCUGGCUGGAGACCUGCAAGUGGUUUCGUUAAACCUCACAUUUGUCGAUAUGGAGUCAUGCUGUGACUUCAUUCACGUGUACAAUGGUCCAACUGCACAGCAUUCACUUUUGGGCUCUGUGACAGGAAAUCAGAUUGCUUCAUUCAACUCCAGCUCCAGAUACAUGACAGUCGUUUUCUCCACUGACGGCAGCGUGACUGGACAAGGCUUUCGGGCUCAAUGGUCUUUCAAAUCUGCUCCGAUGUGCAUGGGCCGAUGUGGCACCAGCAACAGCAGAUGCUCCUGUGAGAGUUCAUGUGAACAAUACGGAAGAUGCUGUCAUGAUUAUUAUGAUUACUGUUCCUAUGAGAGAUCAGCUCCUGUACCAACCUGUGGGGGGAGUUACUACAGCUCAGGCUUCAUCUUCAGCCCUUAUUACCCUGAUUAUUACCAUGACAACGCGUACUGUGUAUGGCAGCUCCAGGCUCCAGCAGGACAGACCAUCUUCCUCUCAUUCCAGGACUUUGAUCUGGACCGCUGCUGCGACUGUGAUUAUGUAAAUGUGUAUGAUGGUCCAUCCACUGGGUCCCACUUGUUAGGAAAGCUCUGUCACAAUGACACAAACCAUCUGGACUUCCAGUCGUCCUCGUCCUUCAUUACCGUACUGUUCAGGAGUGACUACUCAGGGGUUGGGCGUGGCUUUAAAGCCUUCUUUAGCUCCUCCCUCAGCCCCAACACAGGCAGAGUGGAUUGCUCCUCUGACUGGAUGAACAUCGCCAUCCAAAAAUCAUAUUUGGACUCAUUGGGCUUCAACUGGCAUGACCUUUAUUUGGAUGACCAUGGCUGCAGACCUUCAACUGACUACACCUAUGUAACCUUCAACUUUCCGCUCAAUAGUUGCAGCACCAGGAGAAGGACCCAGAAUGGCCGUAUUAUUUACACCAACAAUGUUCGGGCAGCUCAAUCAAUGUCAGGCGAGAUCACGCGACAUAAUGGACAAUUCCUGAUGUUUGUGAGCUGUGUCAUGGAACGUGAUGCUUCCGUCGGUACACUCUAUGAAGCCAAAGAAAUUUCAAAUGCAAACAUCACUGGAACGGGUCGGUUCAACACCACCAUGUCCUUUUACCCAUCCCCCAGCUUUUCCUACCCCAUCACAGAAUCUCCUUACAGAGUGAACCUCAAUCAGGAACUGUACGUCCAGGUGCAGCUUACCCGAGCAGACCCAAGUCUCCACCUGUUCAUCGACACCUGUGUGGCCUCCCCCAACAACAAUUUCAACAUCCGCAACUACGACCUUAUACGCAAUGGGUGUGGAAGAGAUAGCAUGGUAUACAUAUACAGAAAUGGAGAUCGUUACUUUGCUCAGUUCAGCUUCCAUGCAUUCAUGUUCCUGCGCACACACAACCAGGUGUUCCUCAGGUGCGACGUCGUAAUCUGCGCUGAUAACGACUAUGGCUCACGUUGUCGCCAAGGAUGUCGUUACCGCAAGAAACGAAGCUUGAUCUCUGAUCACCACACUGAAAUUCUCACCCUUGGGCCAAUCAUUCUGAAAGAUCCAGAGGAAGCUGUGGCUAAAAAAGAAGGAUGA
Hemibagrus wyckioides is the source of this 3435-nucleotide messenger RNA. Its product is annotated as deleted in malignant brain tumors 1 protein-like. Bases 1 to 3435 code for a protein of 1144 amino acids. The record is from RefSeq and is a predicted model, not a curated record. NCBI's taxonomy places the organism in Eukaryota, Metazoa, Chordata, Actinopteri, Siluriformes, Bagridae. The transcript has 27 exons.